Pocillopora meandrina is the source of this 4781-nucleotide messenger RNA. The record is from the annotation of a GenBank genome assembly. NCBI's taxonomy places the organism in Eukaryota, Metazoa, Cnidaria, Anthozoa, Scleractinia, Pocilloporidae.
AUGUCGGACCUCACACCCAUGUUUUCAAGUUCUCGGAUGGCAGAAUUGAGACAAGCCUUCGACAAGCACGCUAAUGGAAACUCCUUGAAAGGCGAAGACUUUGGUAAAGUGAUGAAAGAGUGUGGAGAAGAAGUCCCUGCCUUCAAACUGCGAGAUAUCGAAGAAGAAGUGCAGAAAGAAAAGCGAGGGAUGUUAAGCUUUGACGAUUUUACCAAACUGUUUGCAAGGCUGUCUACGAAAGCGGUUGGAGGUGCAUACAAAAAGGCCGUUGACAGCCGCAAAGGAGUGCAAGCUGUCGGAGGGACUUCAGCAUCAUCUGCCGAAGGGACAAGACAUUCGUUUUCUGAUGAUGAGCAGAUUGGCUUUAGCAACUGGAUUAACUCAGUUCUGGAAGAUGAUCGCGAUUUGAAAGGUUAGAAAUGUGAUAUACAAAUAGAGAUUUUCACGUUAAAAAGUUUUCGUUUACUAGAGUUGUUGUAGUAAAACUCAUAGAUGGAGAAAUAGAUAUUGAAAUUUUCAACCGCUUUCGGUGAGGAUGGAAAGAUUUCCAGUGAGUUUAUUUUAAAAGAAAGUGUCCGUUAACUGUAAGAAGGAACAAACUGCUCUUAGUAACCAGCAAACAGUGAGUUCGACAGAAAGCAUUAAAUUUAUUUACACCGGUAUGCACCCUCGAUAACAAUUUUUCUCUUAGCAAUUGCGUAGAUUGUCCGAAAUUCGUGCGUUCAGUUCACUCAAAUAACUAAACCUUAUGCAAGCUAAUGAUAAUUAUGUUUUGGAUUUAUUUGACACAGUGUAUAUAUUCAAAAUUUGAGUAAGAGGGAAGGUUCUCAAAUGACACAUACCUCACUGUUAUUGGACUCAUUGCAUACGAAGCAAUCUUCGUUUUGCAUCGGCAAUACAUUGUGACGGAACGGUGAACUUUUUGAGCCUUGAGUAAAAAUUUUGUUUUACAUAGGAGAAUUCUAUGCGAGGGUCUAAUAAUUUAAUUUGGAGAAAUGACAUGCAGGAUUAUUUCUCCGAUCAAAGUUUGGGGGGCGGAGUGGAACCGCGGGUGAUUCUUUCUCAGAAGCAACGCCCUACGUGGGAAUUGUAAUACGAGGUCUUGCAGGAAUGAAAUAAUAUGAAUUCACUCCAGCUGACUCUUAGUUUUCUUUUGAAAGUCGAGUCGAGUCAGAUCAGCUUGUUGGUUCUCCUUUACCAGUUAACACUACCCAAUGGUAGAUGAAAUCUUAACACUAUGUUUCUAUCCUCACAGGGAAGUACGUGCCAAUUAAUGAGGACGAUAAAGAUGGUCUUUUCAAAGCCGUUAAAGACGGGAUUCUGCUGUGUAAACUCAUAAACUGGGCCUGUCCUGGUACUGUGGACGAGAGAGCUAUUAAUAAGACCAAGUUAAACGUGUAUAACAUUCACGAAAACCAAACGUUGGUGUUGAACUCAGCCAUGGCUAUCGGCUGUAACAUCGUCAAUAUUGGCGCGCAGGAUCUAAUUGAAGGCAAACCUCAUCUGGUGCUGGGUUUACUGUGGCAAGUUAUCAGGGUAUGUGAAGCUUUAUGGUGAACAGAAUUUCUCACAAAGUGCUUAAAGUGUUUAUUCGCUAUCUUUUCGCGUAACAUUAGAAUCUAAACUUAGAGAAUUUCAGUUUAAAAUUUUAAACCGUAUUAUCUUUACAAACGAAAAACUAUUUCGUUUUGGCAUGGCUGAUUCGCCGUCCUGUGCUUUCUGCCAAACAGAGGUUGAAUCCGUAGAGCAUUUACUCUUUUCCUGUAGAGUAUCAUCUAGUUUUUGGAAACAUGUCUUGUCCUGGUUGUGCGAUUAUAACAUCCCUGUUGAUAACCUUGAAGAGGAAGAUGUCAUUUUUGGUAAGUUCGAUAUUGCAGAAGAUUUUCUCCUGUUUAACCAAAUUUUGUUUCUGGGUAAGUUUUAUAUUUACUCUCGGAAAUACCUAAAUGGUAUUCCUUCUCUUCGAGGUUUUAUAGCCAGGACUAGGCGUGUUUACAAUAUCGAACUCCGUAUUGCCGCGAAAAGAGACAAAUUAACUAAUCAUUUUAGAAAGUGGGAAAGGUUAAUAAGCGUUUUUACGAAUAAGUGAUCGUGAUGUCAUGAUUAAUUUCCAUCAUUAGUUUAAAAGUGAUGUCAUUGUAACUUACAUACGAGGUAACCGUAUUGCUGUUAUAGCUUUGUGAGUGUGUGCAGCUUGGUAAUCUUCUAUUUGUACCGUAUUAGUGUGUGUUUUUCUCUUUUUUUUUUCUUCCUUAAUUUCUGUUUUGUAUUUAAACAUCAGAAAUGCUUUGAUAAAAAUAAAAUUAAAAAAAAAUUUAAAAAACCAAAGUGCUUACUCCAAAACUGUUAACAUCAGUGUAGGCCUCCAGAGAUACAGGGCCCUCUCCAUUCGACUAAAAUUUUCGAUCUGAAUUUCCAAAAUUUUCGCAUGUCGAAUGGAACGUGGGCGAAAUUCCCUGGGUCAAUUUUCUUAGCUUUUGAGCCACUCGAUGAUCUCCAUUUACCCCGGUUACGUUGGAAGACAGUGAUGAAAGAGCUAGCUUGAUUGUCGGCUUUAUGCCGUUAAACAGCUGUUUAACGGCAGUAGUGGGCUCAGAGUAUGAAACUGUGCAGGGUUGUAAAUACACAGUCCAAUGCGACUCACCGCAAUCUUGCCGAAGGCUUGUUAUAUGAUCUAAGAUCUUUGACAUAAAGGGAAAUACCUUAUCGAUCGAUUUUCAGCUCAUAGCUGAGCGAAUGAAACGGGUAACGGGUCUAAAUGAUUCAACGCUACCUAUCUUAAGAAAGAUCUAGAGCCAUUGAAAAGCAUAAAAGAUUCGUCUAUGAUGCACUGCAUAGCUGCUCUUUCCAAAAAAAUUUUGCUGUUCAUGGGAUCAUUAUAAUUCUAAUGCUUAUUAUUGCUUCUCUUAGAUCGGUCUGUUCAGGCAACUGACUAUCCAGAACUGUCCCGGACUUGUUCGCCUGGUUGAAGAGGACGAGACCAUCGAGAAACUUCUCCGUCUUCCCCCGGAAGCCAUCUUGCUCCGUUGGUUCAACUACCAUCUUCAGGAUGCCGGGCACCAUCGGCGAGUCGCCAACUUUUCUACUGAUAUCUCUGAUGCGGAGAAUUACAGUGUUCUGCUUCACCAGGUAAUCCUUUAUAGCUUUAAGUUGAAGCUCGGACUCCUGAGAUGCGUAGCAUGAGAGCUGUCCUCUGAGAGCAUCGUCUGAAUUGUGAUUUCUUCACUCUCGACGUGGUCUGAUCAUUCUCUCAGAUUCUAUAUCUGCUUCCGUUAAAUCUGAAACAAACCAUACAACUACCAAUUAAUAAUUUAGAACCCAGGAUAAAAACCAUCACAGCUUCUCUAAAAGGACCAAUUUAUUUGGAUACUUUUGUAGCAACAUAUUUUGGAUUCACUAUAAGGAAGAACCGACGUUCGAAACUUCAGCUUAGUAUUUCUCUCGACGAUGGCCAAUUCCCAUCUUCGGCUCAGUUGAUACUGCCAAGUUACCUUGCAAUAACCCCAAAGACGAGGCGCUACAGUUUCUUAAGAAAGUUACCCCCUUUUAUUUUUCUUUAUUCUGUUUAGUAAGGUUACCUUUUUCCCCUUCCAGAUCGCCCCUCCUGAACUCGGGAUCGGCGAACCACACAUUGGCGUGUCCGACCCAACGAAACUUGCCGGGCUCGUCCUCGACAAUGCAGCCAAGAUGAAAUGCCGCAAGUUUGUGCGAGCCAAGAAUAUUGUUAAUGGUAACGCGAAGCUGAAUCUAGGAUUCGUCUGCAACUUGUUCAAUAACUAUCCUGCACUGAAGCCAGUUGAAGAAGAGCUGCCCAACCUUGAAGAAACACGAGAGGAGAAAACUUUCCGCAACUGGAUGAACAGCAUGGGAGUGAAGCCGUUUGUGCAACAUCUCUACCUAGAUUUGGAUGAUGGUAUCGUUCUUCUACAGCUGUUUGAUUUGGUAAUGCACAAAGAACCAACGUCAUUUGUUUAUUUUAUGCCAAUAACCGAAAAUUCAUUCAGGGCGCUUUUCCGAGGAGUAUCUUGAAUUAACAUCAAAUUUAUUACAACUAUUAUUAUUGGAAAUUUAAGCUUCGUCAUCGAAUAAAGAAGUAGGUCAAACCAUUCUCACAGGUGUGGGUCAAAAUACAAGGAUACAUGAUUUGAUAGCUAAUUAGUUUUCCGUGUUUUCAGGUGAAAAAAGGCGUGGUGGACUGGGGCAAGGUCAACAGACCACCUUAUAAAAAGAUGAGCGAGAGUAUGAAGAAACUCGAGAACUGUAACUACGUGGUCGACGUCGCCAAGCAACUCGAAUUUUCCGUGGUAGGAACCGGAGGCAAAGACAUCUUGGACAUGAACAAGAAGCUGGUCCUGGGUCUCCUGUAUCAGACCAUGCGCGCCUACACAUUGCAGGUCCUGCAAAAAUGCACCGGAAGCGACAAGAAGAUCAAAGAUGAAGAAAUUGUCGCAUGGGUCAAUGAAAAACUGACAAAAAGCGGGAAAGACAGCAGAGUAACCUGUUUUAAAGACCCCACCAUCUCAAACGGCAAGUCAGUGAUCGAUCUAAUCGACAGCAUCAAGCCAGGUGUUAUUCAAUACAACAUAAUGGCAACAGGGGAGACACUGUCAGACCACCAGAAGUUGUUGAAUGCCAAGUACGCCGUCUCCAUGGGGCGAAAGAUUGGCGCCAAAUUGUACGCGCUGCCUGAGGACGUAGUGGAGGUCAAGGCCAAGAUGGUACUGACCGUGUUCGCUUGUUUGAUGGCUGUUGAUCAUGCGAAUACUGCUGGAAAGAAAUGA